UAGGGGAGGAGGUUUUACCAGUAAUUAUAUCCUUUAGCGGAAUAUCGAGAAUAAAAAAGAAUAAAACUGUAAAAAGAUUAAAGAUUCCAAUUUUUCGAUUAAAGAAAAACAGUCAUGAUGUCAGUGUUAUGUGGUAUGUAAAAGGCGGUGAUAACAAAUUUGACAAGGUGCAAACAUACGUAACAGAUACCAUUAAGCCAUGGCGUGUAAAACAAUCAAAAUUAGAAAAAAAGGACGAACUACAGGAUCAAUGGUCAGACGAAGUUACGCUUAUAUCCGAGAUUCCAUUUGGCCUGGAUGCUCUUGUUUGCAACUGUUUAAUUGGAGUGUGUAUGGCAGAAGACCGCCGACGAGAAAGAAACGAUAUGGAACAUACAAAUGCUUAUUAUACUACGUUGUCGAUGUACCUUUUGACAAGAGAAAAGUGGAGAAUACCAAAUAGACACAGAAAGCCGCACAUUAAAAAACCAUUGGAUCAGAGAUCUCUGGAAUACAUAUAUGAACAGGUCAUUACCUCCGACGUUUUACAGAACUUGUGGUACAAUCAGAAGUCAUUCGUCAAAAUGGAAUACCAACCACCAGCAUACUUAGAAGAUGACGAAGAUUCCAGUGGACAAAGUUGUUGUUUUAACAAAGAUGUAUUGCACACGAAAGGUAAUCUCAAUGUGUAG
This is a messenger RNA of Mytilus trossulus (common blue mussel), 671 nucleotides long. RefSeq lists its product as uncharacterized. The coding region runs from base 129 to 671 and encodes 180 amino acids. NCBI's taxonomy places the organism in Eukaryota, Metazoa, Mollusca, Bivalvia, Mytilida, Mytilidae. The transcript is spliced from 6 exons. The record is from RefSeq and is a predicted model, not a curated record.